This is a messenger RNA of Chlamydomonas reinhardtii, 1196 nucleotides long. RefSeq lists its product as uncharacterized. Lineage: Eukaryota; Viridiplantae; Chlorophyta; Chlorophyceae; Chlamydomonadales; Chlamydomonadaceae. The record is from RefSeq and is a predicted model, not a curated record. The transcript is spliced from 3 exons. Bases 81 to 815 code for a protein of 244 amino acids.
UUAAAGUAAUUGACGCUGAUAACAGUACCCUGUGCUCGGCUCAACGGGUCUCAAACAGCACUUUCUUUUUGCUUGCCGACAUGCUGACACUGACGAGGCGCUCCCGCGACCUGCUGGCGGCGGGCUGCUGGCCGCGGCGCUGUGCCGCAGCGCUGCUGGGUCCGCACGAGCCACCGCAGCAGCCAACGGCCCUGCUGCCGCCGCUGCCGCUGUCGGCGGAGGGCGCCCGCGGCCUGGCCGGAAGCGCUCCGGGAGGGCCACCGGAUGAGCGACUGCAACGCGCCAGCCGCCUGAUCGACGGCGUGGUGAACCGGGUGGUGGACCGCCUCUCCCGCGGCGACUUCGAGCCGCACCUGGGACCCCUCACCAACGCCAGCGGACACGCCGGCGGCGCCGGCGAGGCAGGCGGCGGCGGCGGCGCCAUGGACACGGGCCGCGGCGCCGUCACGUACGACUACGAAGCCGUCCCGCGGGCCAUUGACAUCGACGCGUUCCGGCGGGCGCUGUCCUCCGCGCUGACGGAGCAUGCCGGCGCGGUUGUGCCGCCCGGCCGCGGCGGCGUGACGGCGGGGGCGGCGGCUGCGGGUCAGGUGGGCAUGGCUGCCGGCGGCAGCACUGCGGGCGCCGCCGCCGCGCAUGAGCUGGCUGAGCGGCUGGUGGAGGCGGGCCCUGGAGAGCGGCAGCUGCUGGCGGACCGCGUGGCGCGCACGGUGACUGGCGAGGAGAUGGGGCGCAUGCUGGCGGAGGAGCCGCUGCCGGUGGUGCGCAGCCGCCUGGCAGACAUGCUGGGGCGUGGGGGCUUCGGCCGGGGCUAGGUAGCGACGGUGCUAGGUGGCGGCGGGGCUAGGUGGCGGCGGGCUGACGGGCGCGUGGUUUUGGGGGGCUGGCGGACGCGGCGGCUAGGCGUGGCGGGGUCAGUGUAGGCAGGCCAAAGACGAUGAAGGAUGCGACUGGCUCACUUUGCGCGGCAGGUCAGCGGUACAUAGAGGCAGGUAUGCGGUAGGCAUGCAUGGGUGACAGGCUGUGGGGUUGUUGCUGUUGGGCCUCAGGAGGACACGUUCUACAAGGUAUACCACAGGCAGACAGGCUGCGCAUUAUUGUGAGACAUACGUGCGGUCAUAUGGCGCUUUGAACAACAGACUGGUGCACUAGAUGAAUGGCUCUUGCUUGGCAGCUAGGCGUGCUGGAACGGACGU